GAGUCUUUCUCAAGUCAGCAGGAAAACUUUACAAAUUUCCACAAUCUCAAAAACCCGACCUUCACUUUUUUAAAACUGUUAAAAGGUGCCGAAUUUUAUUGUAGUUGUUUUAAGAAAAAUGGCUCAAACACAAGGAGUGCGUUAUAAGUCUGUUAACUGGGGCAAGGACCGACCUGCCGAAGGGAAAUAUCUUCCCCAGGAUCUGAAAUUGACCUUUGAGACAAAAAAGCAGAAAACUGACCGCUAUUUCACCUUGCGGAACAGGACGACCACGAAGGAUGACACUUGUUGGAUUCAGGUUUCCUUCAAAAAGGACGUGGUGUACGGAAAGUCCAAAAUUUUGGACGAUUUUAUCUCCUCGAGGAACGGAAACUUAUUCGAGCGUCCGGAAUACGAAAAUUUGAAUGAACUCCAUUUCCGCAGGAUGCUCGGAGUUUUCUACGGCUACGACAUGAACUACAUUGAGGACGAGAAGGACCUCGUGGAAUUAUACAUAAUUGCGAAACUCUUCAAGGCGGAGUCUGUGGAGUUAUUUUGUAGCGAAAAAUUGGCCCGUUUUCAAGGCAGGAAUGCUCCGGGGACGACAUCUUCGUCCGACGGUGACUGGGUCGUCUUGGAAAAGGCCGAGGUCAACGAGAAGGCUUCAACGGUGUCGAAAACUCCGGAUCCGCAAAAUUUAUACGGAUGUUCUAUGGAAGGAGUUGCAUUUUCAUGCAAAAAAGGUUCCCGACCUGAUGGGGUACAAGCUUCCCAAAACCCAGGAAAAUCUAGAUCUUCGACCUCCAAAACCACGAUGUCUUCCUCCAUCAAGGCUGAAAUCCUGUCCAACGUGAUCACCUCGCUGAAACCCGAACUCAUCCAAGAACUCGCCGCCGACAUGAAGGACCAAAUCAAAGAGAUCAUUUUGGAAGACUUGCGCUCUGAAAUUGAGGAUCGUCUCCGUUCCGAUGACGAUCUCAAGGAUCAACUCGUCUCCGAAGUCACUGAAGUUUUACGAGAAGAGACAAAACAGGAGCUGAUGAACGACCCCGAUUUGAAGGCUGAACUUUUGGCCGACAUUCGAAACGAGAUUGUUGAAUCUCACAACUUCGCGGAGAGGAUGAUUGGCGAAUUGAAGCAAGAAUUCGUCCCCAAGUUGAAGGAUGACAUCAAGAGCGAGAUUUAUGACGAAUUGAAGGAGAAACUGAAAACCAUGCUGCUGGAUGACUAUGACGAAGGCAUUCGGGAUGCAAUCGUGGAGGAAAUUCGGUCCGGAAUUUUGGACGAUGCUGAACUCAAGAAGGAAGUCUUUGAGGAAUUCGAUUCGAAAUGAAUUUUUGUAAUUUUUGGGAGUGAAAUGUUUCUUGUUUGUUGAAUUGGGAAAGAUGAGAUUUUCGUUUUUUGAUAAAUUCGUAAUUUAUAUUCUUGCUCAUAUUUUUGACUCACCUUUAUAAAAAAAGUGUUUUUGAUUUCUUGACCUGACCAAUUACUUAAUAAUUUAAGUGACAAAUUGUCUUUGUUGCUUUUAAAAAUUUAUUAGAAACAUUUGGUUGAUUGGAGUUUUUUAUGUGUAGAAUAAUUCAUACUACCUAUUUGGAUUGUUUUUAAUAAUCUGUAUUCAAAAUUUUUGUAAUUUUUUGAGGAUUUUUUUAUUAUUUUUUUUUGACUAGUUUAUUAUCCAUUUUUAUUUGCUUAAGUUUUGGACCUACCUUUAUUUUUAAAAGAAUGUUUUUUGUCUCCUCAAUGAGGAUCAUAUGAGGAGUCCUCAUAUGAUCAAUUAACAAUUCAAAUCACAAGGUGUCUUUAUUGGUGUUAAAUUGUAAUACAAAAAUUUGGUUGAUUUGAAUUUUUCCUACUAUUUGAACUAGUUUUAAUAAGCUCUAUACAUACGUAUGUACAUAUAUUCAGGUUGUCAAAUUAAUAAAACGUGCCAAAAUAAUAAU
Folsomia candida is the source of this 1922-nucleotide messenger RNA. RefSeq lists its product as uncharacterized. Lineage: Eukaryota; Metazoa; Arthropoda; Collembola; Entomobryomorpha; Isotomidae. The transcript is spliced from 4 exons. The coding region runs from base 119 to 1312 and encodes 397 amino acids. The record is from RefSeq and is a predicted model, not a curated record.